Abrus precatorius (Indian licorice) is the source of this 2691-nucleotide messenger RNA. RefSeq names its product LRR receptor-like serine/threonine-protein kinase IOS1. The transcript is spliced from 14 exons. NCBI's taxonomy places the organism in Eukaryota, Viridiplantae, Streptophyta, Magnoliopsida, Fabales, Fabaceae. Bases 1 to 2691 code for a protein of 896 amino acids. Gene Ontology annotation, biological process: protein phosphorylation. Gene Ontology annotation, molecular function: protein kinase activity; protein binding; ATP binding. The record is from RefSeq and is a predicted model, not a curated record.
AUGAAAAUGUGGACGAGUUUGGUGCUUGCUCUUGUGGGUGCUCUAGUUUUUGCAGUCCUUAUUCAAGCUCAGGAUCCAUCAGGAUUCAUCAGCAUAGGGUGUGGAAGUCCAGAAGGUGUCAACUUUACUGAAACUACGAAAACGGGCAUAAAUUAUACUUCAGAUGGGAGUUACAUAAAUACUGGUGUAAGUGGGACAAUAAUAACUCAACUCCAUAGUGUCUAUCAGCGACAAAUGUGGCAUCUAAGAAGCUUCCCUGAAGGAAUAAGGAACUGCUACAAAAUUAACAUCAAAAGAGGUUCUAAGUAUCUGAUUCGGGCUAAUUUUUUAUAUGGAAAUUAUGAUGGCCUUAAUAAGUUACCAAAGUUUGAUAUUCUUAUUGGGCCUAACCGGUGGGAUUCAGUGAAUAUAGAAAGUGCAUCAACUGACGUAGAGAUGGAGAUCAUACAUGUACCUUCACUGGAUUAUGUACACAUCUGCCUGGUUAAUACAAACUCUGGGAUACCAUUUAUAUCAUCUCUAGAAUUGAGGCCUUUGAAAAAUGACCUUUAUGUCACUGUUUCUGGAUCAUUGGAAACUUACUCUCGCUGGGAUUUAGGCUCAAAUAUCUACUACAGGUACCCGUACGAUAUUUAUGAUCGUUUCUGGAAUCCCUACAGUGGCAACAACAGUGAUUGGACACAAAUAAGUAGUCCAGUUCCCACUAAUUCCUUCAAUCAGGGCUAUUUCCAACUGCCAGCAGUUGUCAUGAGCACUGCAAUUACACCAAAAAAUGCAAGUGCUCCAUUAGUAAUAAGUUGGGAGGCAAAAGAUCAAACUGAGCAAUUCUAUGUCUACAUGCACUUCAUGGAGAUUCAAGAGUUAACAAAGAAUCAAACAAGGGAAUUCAACAUCGUCGUGGAGAGUAAUCCAAAUUUUAAUUAUCCAAAUUUUUCUCCGUUGUUCCUGAACGUAAAUACUAUAUUAACCAACUCAGCAAUCAAUGGGAAAGAAAUUAAAUAUUCACUUGAGAAGACUAAGAAUUCAACUCUACCUCCCAUCCUGAAUGCCAUUGAAAUUUACAAAGUACUAGAUUUCCAGCAAUUAGAUACAUUCCAAGGGGAUGCUGAUGCAAUUACAACAAUCAAGUCAGUGUAUGGGGUGACAAGAGAUUGGCAAGGUGAUCCAUGCAGUCCUGUAGCCUACUUGUGGGACGGUCUAAAUUGUACCUACGGUGCAAAUGAUUACCCUAGAAUCACAACUGUGAAUUUAUCUUCCAGUGGAUUGUCAGGAACGAUUAAUCCUUCUAUUUCAAAUCUCACCAUGUUGGAGAAGUUGGAUUUAUCAAACAAUAGCUUAAACGGCAAAAUUCCUGAUUUUCUAUCUCGAUUGCAACAGUUGAAGAUUAUAAACUUGGAGAACAAUAACCUCUCUGGAUCAAUUCCUUCGGCACUAAUUGAAAAAUCUAAGGACGGUUCUCUGUCACUAAGUGUGGGCCAAAAUCCAUAUCUCUGUGAAUCUGUUCAAUGCAACAAGAAGAGAAAGAAGAACAUUAUUACGCCCUUAGGAGCAUCAAUCGGGGUUGUGGUCCUUCUUGUGGCCGUGGCAGCCAUAUUAUUGACUUUUAAAAAGAGAACACCGAAAGACAAAUUCAAUCAUAACAUGUUAAUGUUCGAAAUUACUGAUCAAAGGGAGAUGUCACUGCAAUACUCAAAACGAAGUGAUUCAUUGCUGAAUUUCAAAAAACAAAUAUAUUCAUACUGUGAUGUCAUUGAAAUCACCAACAACUUCAAUACAAUUGUUGGAGAAGGAGGAUUUGGAACAGUUUAUCUGGGCUACAUUGAUGACACUCCAGUUGCAGUGAAAAUGCUUUCCCAAUCGACUAUUCAUGGUUAUCAACAAUUCCAAGCAGAGGUUAAACUUCUAAUGAGGGUUCAUCAUAAAAAUUUGACCUACCUCAUUGGUUAUUGUAAUGAAGGAACCAAUAAGGGUCUCAUAUAUGAGUACAUGGCUAAUGGAAACUUACUUGAACAUCUCUCUGGUAAACACAGCACACCAAAAUUCUUGACCUGGGAAGACAGACUUCGAAUAGCAGUGGAUGCAGCCUUAGGAUUGGAGUAUCUACAAAAUGGUUGCAAGCCACCUAUAAUCCACAGAGACGUAAAAUCUACGAACAUUUUGUUGAAUGAAAACUUGCAAGCAAAAUUAUCUGAUUUUGGUUUAUCCAAAAUUGUCCCAAAUGAUGGGAAAAGUCACGUGUCAACUGUUAUUGCUGGUACUCCUGGUUAUCUAGACCCUCACUACUACAUAUCCAAUAGACUAACAGAGAAAAGUGAUGUCUAUAGCUUUGGAGUUGUUCUUCUGGAGAUAAUCACAUGUCAACCAGUGACUGCAAGGAAUCAAGAGAAGACUCACAUAACUAAAUGGGUUAGCUCUUUGAUUACAACAGGAGACAUCAAGGGCAUUGUUGACUCAAGGUUAGAAGGAGAUUUUGACAUUAACUCAGCUUGGAAAGCUGUAGAAAUAGCAAUGGCUUGUGUUUCUCUAAAUCCCAACGAAAGGCCAAUCAUAAGUGUGGUAGUGGCUGAACUAAAGGAGUCUUUAGCAACAGAAUUAGCUCGAACAAAGCAUAGAGGUGCCAAUCCAAGAGAUUCAGUUCAACCGGUCAUGACCAUGAAUCUGAAUUUCGAAUUCACUCCUCUGGUCAGGUAA